GGUAGACUUGAUACUUCUUUUUUUAUAUAAUAUUAUCAGUCACCAUGUUUGAAUUACUUGGCGAACUCCAGCUAUGUUCGUUCUUGUUUCCAGUCCCUAUUUUUGGUAUUUGUUAAUUGACCUGUGACUCUCUCUUUUAAGUGUCUCUUGAUGUUUGUUAUUAUAGAAGUCUAUCAUUUAAGAAAAUGGGAUUCUGUCAAGCUUGGAAAAUACUUUUGAUCUCUCUUCUUUCGUACUGUAUCGUCCAGUCAUAUUAUUGCAAUGCCUCAGACGCCAUUCUGCAAUCACAAGAGCUCUUAGUAGGGGAUACUUUAACCUCUGCUAGUCAGGUUUUUGAAUUGGGAUUCUUUAGUCCUGCCAAUUCCAGUAAAACGUACCUGGGGAUAUGGUUUAAGAAUAUCCCGCCUCGUAAAGUUGUGUGGGUUGCAAACAGGGAAAGUCCACUUAAUGUUUCUGAUUCCACUGCAAGUCUAUCGAUUAGCAAAAAUGGAAACUUGGUGAUUCUUGAUGGUGUACAGAAUGUUAUCUGGUCAAGCAAUGUCUUUGUCCCCACUAAUAACACAGUUGAAGUUGUUCUCCUGGACAGUGGGAAUUUGGUGCUUAAAGAUAAUAUCUCAGGACAAUGCUUCUUUGAGAGUUUCGAUUAUCCUUGUGAUACUUUCUUGCCUGGAAUGAAAAUAGGUUUCAACAGGAUAACUGGGAAGAGAUGGCUCUUAUCUUCUUGGCACAAGGAAAAUGACCCCUCACCGGGAAAUUUUUCUGUUGGAAUCUCGGAGCAACUUCCUUCUCAGUUUUUCAUAUGGAACAAAUCUACUCCCUACUACAGAACCGGGGAGUGGAAUGGACUGAAGUUCAUUGGUCUUCCCUAUAUUGAUUCAGCAGCCUAUAUAGUUCAGUUUGUCUUUCAGCAAGAUUUUCAACAGGGAACUGCAUACUUCACCUUUCUUCCAAAUACUUCAUUUCUAACUUUGGUGGAACUUCAGUCAACAGGAUCUGUUCAAGUUGUUCAGUGGACCGAUGGGGCUCCUGCUUGGGAAGUCUAUGCUAAGAUGGUACAUCCACCAUGUGAUAUAUAUAACACUUGUGGACCUUCAGCAAUCUGCAGCAAGAAUAAAUAUCCAACUUGCAGCUGCUUAAGAGGGUUUGUGCCACGGUCUAGUGACGAGUGGAGCAGAGGGAACUGGACAGGUGGUUGUGUGAGGCGAACUAAAUUACUAUGUCAGCGGAAGGGAAUUAACACGUCUCCAGGGGUUGGACAGCAGGACGGUUUUUUGAAGUUUAGUGGACUGAAACUGCCUGAUCUAGCUGCUAUUUUUCGCCUUGAUAGUGCUAGUGAAUGUGAAAGGUUAUGUUUGAACAAUUUCUCUUGCACUGCUUAUGCUUAUGUGGCAGGAAUUAGGUGUAUGGUGUGGUCUGGAGAUCUUUUAGAUAUGCAGGAUUACUCAUAUUCUGGGGAAGUUCUUUUCCUUCGGCUUGCUUACUCAGAAUUAGUUUUUCCAGGUAAGCGGAAGCUUAAAAGAGCACUAAUCAUAUGUUCUGCAGUAUUUUCCAGUCUCUUGUUGGGGAUUGCUUUAUAUUGUUUGCUCAAGAAUAAGAUUUAUCAAACAGGACAAAAAAGAAAAGGAACCAUAAGCUUUCGUAUAAGUGAUUCAUGCAACAUUUCAAAAGAAUAUGCACUGGAAAGUUUCUGGAUUGGCAAUUUAAAGAAAGAAGAUCCAGUUGAGCUUCCACUGAUUGAAUUUGAGCUAAUUGCCGCUGCAACAAACAACUUCAAAUUAGACAACAAACUUGGGGAAGGAGGAUUUGGCCCUGUUUUCAAGGGAAAGCUAAAAGGUGGACAAGAAAUAGCAGUGAAAAGACUUUCUAAUCGAACAGGGCAAGGCAUAGAAGAGUUCAAGAAUGAAAUCGUAUUAAUAUCAAAACUCCAGCACAGGAAUCUUGUACGACUCCUGGGAUGCUGCAUUGAAGGGGAAGAACUUCUUAUAAUUUAUGAGUACAUGCCAAACAGAAGCUUGGAUAAAUUUCUCUUUGAUAUAUCACAGAAAGAACUGCUAGAUUGGCCUAAACGGUUCAACAUCAUUCAAGGUGUUGCUAGGGGGCUACUAUAUCUACAUCGAGAUUCCUGUCUGAACAUUAUACACCGGGAUCUGAAAGUAAGCAAUAUCCUUUUGGAUGAAGAGAUGAAUCCAAAAAUUUCAGACUUUGGUUUAGCAAGAACGUUUCAGAAGCAGCAGCAGCUUGUGCAUACUCACCGAGUAGCUGGAACAUAUGGAUAUAUGUCUCCUGAAUAUGCUUUGAGGGGGGUAUUCUCUGAGAAAUCUGACGUCUUCAGCUUCGGAGUCUUGCUAUUAGAAAUCAUAAGUGGCAAGAAAAAUUCAAGUUUUCAUUACGUUGAAGAGAAUCUUAACCUUCUCAAUUAUGCAUGGAAAUUAUGGAGUGAACAAAGGGGAUUAGACUUUAUGGAUGGGACGUUAAUCAACUCAUUUUCUCCAGAAGAGAUAACGCGAUGCUUACAUGUUGGCCUUCUCUGUGUUCAAGAAUGUCCUAGGGAUCGUCCUACCAUGGCAGCCAUAAUUCUCAUGUUAAACAGUGAAAUGAAAUGCUCAACUCCUAAACAACCUACAUUUAAGUUUGAAACAUAUUUGGAUCUUGCCGGUUCGGCAAAAGAUAAUGACAAAUAUUCUGUUAAUGAGUUUAGUGCAUCUUUGUCUCAAGGACGAUAGAACAUGUCAAUGUACAUUCUUAAAUGUUGUUACUUAAGUACAAAAAUCCAGUCAUUAGCCUCCUGAUGAUGUUUAGUAUCCCUCACAAUUUGUAAAUGAACCAUUCCAGGGGAUGUAAUUCUUUUCUAAACCCAAUUUUACAGGGUCAAUCUUGUACUGGUUAACA
Molecule: messenger RNA, 2889 nt
Organism: Nicotiana tabacum (common tobacco)
Lineage: Eukaryota; Viridiplantae; Streptophyta; Magnoliopsida; Solanales; Solanaceae
Product: G-type lectin S-receptor-like serine/threonine-protein kinase At1g61500
Biological process (GO): recognition of pollen; protein phosphorylation
Cellular component (GO): plasma membrane
Molecular function (GO): protein serine/threonine kinase activity; ATP binding
Source: RefSeq, a predicted model, not a curated record